AUGCUCGCCGCAAGAGGUCAGGCCCUUAGAAGGCUAGGUGCAAGAACACUGGCUACAACGGUUGAGUCAAUACCGUUGCCCAAAGGCUUCGAGUCGCGUACACCCCCAUACGAGAAGCUGAUCAACAACCUGACAAAAGUAAAGCGUGUGUUGAACAACCAACCACUCACUUUGGCGGAAAAGAUCCUCUAUGCCCACUUGGUGAACCCAGAGGAACUACCCUCUACUACCUCUCAGAUCCGGGGUCAACAAUAUCUCAAGCUGAACCCAGACAGAGUGGCCAUGCAAGAUGCUUCUGCUCAGAUGGCUCUUCUCCAAUUCAUGACUUGUGGAAUGCCCUCGACCGCAGUUCCAGGAUCCAUUCACUGUGACCAUCUGAUCGUGGGCAAGUCCGGAGCCGAGUCCGAUCUCAAAAGUUCCAUUGCCACGAAUAAAGAAGUUUUCGACUUCUUGCAGUCGUGUGGUGAGAAGUACGGAAUUCAAUUCUGGGGCCCUGGCUCCGGAAUUAUCCACCAGAUUGUCCUGGAGAAUUUCUCCGUGCCCGGUCUCAUGAUGCUUGGAACCGACUCCCACACCCCAAACGCAGGUGGUUUGGGUGCAAUUGCCAUUGGAGUUGGUGGAGCAGAUGCCGUGGAUGCCUUGACCGGAACUCCUUGGGAGUUGAAGGCCCCCAAGGUGCUGGGAGUCAAGCUGACAGGAACGCUUAAUGGCUGGACUUCGCCAAAGGACAUCAUCACCCAUCUUGCUGGUCUGCUCACUGUUAGAGGAGGAACCGGCUACAUUGUCGAAUAUUUCGGAGAAGGUGUUGAAACGCUUUCGUGCACAGGAAUGGCUACUGUUUGUAACAUGGGAGCCGAGAUUGGUGCUACUACCUCGACGUUCCCAAUGCAGGACGCUCAUUACAGAUAUCUCCAGGCCACUGGAAGAGGUCCCAUUGCCGAGGUUGCCAAGAUGGUCAAUUCUAAAUAUGGAUACAUGACUGCUGAUGAAGGAGCUGAAUAUGACCAAAUUGUUGAGAUUGACCUGAACACACUUGAGCCAAGUGUGAACGGACCAUUCACUCCAGAUCUUUCCACCCCAAUAUCGCAGUUGGGAGACACCACAAUCAAGAACGGCUGGCCAGAGACGGUUUCCGCUGGUCUGAUUGGAUCAUGUACCAACUCCUCGUACCAGGAUAUGUCCAGGGCCGCUUCUAUCAUUAGGCAGGCCGAAGACGCAGGUCUCAAGCCCAAAAUCCCAUUUUUUGUGACUCCCGGUUCUGAGCAAAUUAGGGCCACUAUAGAGAGAGAUGGUCUAAUUUCGACCUUCGAGAGAAACGGAGCCGUUGUGUUGGCCAAUGCGUGCGGUCCAUGUAUCGGCCAAUGGGACCGUGGUGACAAUGCUCCUAAAGACACCAAUGUCAUCUUCACCUCGUUUAACAGAAACUUCAGAGCCAGAAACGAUGGUAACAGAGACACUAUGAACUUCUUGACUUCGCCAGAUAUCGUGACCGCCAUGAUCUACUCUGGUGACAUGUCGUUCAAUCCUUUGACCGAUUCUGUAAAGCUUCCAAAUGGCGGAGAAUUCAGAUUCAAGCCACCAACUGGUGAUGAAUUGCCUGAUGAAGGUUUUAUUGCUGGUCGCAAGGAGUUUUACCCAGAGCUGGAGCCCAAGCCUAAGCCUGAGGUCCAGGUGAAUGUUUCCCCAGACUCCGAUAGAUUGCAAUUGUUGACUCCGUUUGAAAAAUGGAAUGGUGAGGAACUCAAGACGAACGUCUUGGUUAAAGUUGAAGGCAAAUGUACCACGGAUCACAUUUCUGCGGCUGGUGUUUGGCUCAAGUACAAGGGUCAUCUCGAAAACAUCUCCAACAACACCCUGAUUGGUGCCCAGAAUAAAGAGACUGGUGAGGUUAAUAGAGUAUACGAUUUCAACGGAGAUGCCUACGGAAUCCCCGAGUUGAUGAUCAAAUGGAAGGAGGAGCACAGACCUUGGUGUGUUGUUGCCGAGCACAACUACGGAGAGGGUUCUGCCAGAGAGCACGCUGCUCUUUCCCCUAAAUUCCUUGGCGGCCAAAUGAUUCUCGUGAAAUCUUUUGCUAGAAUUCACGAGACCAAUCUGAAGAAACAGGGUAUGCUGCCAUUGACAUUUGCCGAUGAAUCGGAUUAUGACCGUGUCUCUUCGUGUGAUCUACUUGAGACUGUUGGACUGAAGGAGCUAAUUGAGAAGAGAGGUGACAAUGGCGGAUCUUUGACCGUGAAAGUGACCAAGAGAAAUGGUGAAACCUUUGAGAUCCAGACCAAGCACACGAUGUCCGAGGACCAGGUCGACUUUUUCGUGGCUGGAUCUGCUAUCAACUUCAUUGGGGCAUCCAAAAGCGCAUAG
Molecule: messenger RNA, 2361 nt
Organism: Kuraishia capsulata CBS 1993
Lineage: Eukaryota; Fungi; Ascomycota; Pichiomycetes; Pichiales; Pichiaceae
Exons: 2
Coding region: 1-2361 (786 amino acids)
Biological process (GO): tricarboxylic acid cycle
Cellular component (GO): cytosol; mitochondrion
Molecular function (GO): 4 iron, 4 sulfur cluster binding; aconitate hydratase activity
Source: RefSeq, a predicted model, not a curated record